Molecule: messenger RNA, 5181 nt
Organism: Sceloporus undulatus (fence lizard)
Lineage: Eukaryota; Metazoa; Chordata; Lepidosauria; Squamata; Phrynosomatidae
Product: probable peptidyl-tRNA hydrolase 2
Exons: 6
Coding region: 168-734 (188 amino acids)
Cellular component (GO): cytosol; mitochondrion
Molecular function (GO): peptidyl-tRNA hydrolase activity; protein binding
Source: RefSeq, a predicted model, not a curated record
AAGGAAUCGCGAUCAUCCAAUCAGAGAGGCCUCCCAUCUCCCUUUCGAAUCCGGGCGGGGCUAUUGGUGGUGAGAGGGCGAUGACGCUAAGGGCGAGGGAGUUCUGAUUGGGCGAGGAGGCAGCGCGAGCAUCCAAUAGGCGGGCAGAGCGCCGGCAGCUGGGAAGAAUGGAGUCUCAGCAGCAGCCACCGCCGCCGCCGCCGGAGUCCGAGCUGGAGGAGUCUCUGGUGGCGCCGCUGCUGGAGCUGGGCAUCCCUGAGGCGGCGGCCCGGAGGGCUUUGGCGCUCACUGGAGGCCGCUCGGCCGAGGCGGCGGCCCAGCUCUACUUCAGCAGCGGCCUCGACUCCCAGGAGGAAGACGAUGCACAAGGAAGCGGUUACUACAAAAUGGUCUUUGUGGUUAACAUGGAUCUAUCCAUGGGAGCUGGAAAGAUUGCUGCUCAGGUGGGACACGCAGCCAUUGGCCUCUUCCAGCUGAUGCAAGAGAAGCCUAGUCAGAGGGACAUAAUCAACCAGUGGGAUGAACAUGGUGCCAAGAAAGUUGUACUUCAGGGAUCCAAUACUGACCAAUUGCUGGAGCUGCAUGCCUUAGCCCUGAGCCUGGAACUGCCAACGUACCUAGUGCAAGAUGCAGGGAGAACCCAGGUUCCGGCUGGAUCACACACCGUCCUGGCCAUUGUGGGAGAAGAAGAGAUGGUGAAUCAAGUGACUGGGCAGCUCAAACUGCUGAACUGAGGAGUGCUUUAGAGCUUGGCUCUGUCACCAUGGCAUGGGAGUUCCUGGGCAAGCCAUUGUGUGUAUAUUUGUGUGUUUCGGGGGAUGAGGCAGCUCCUGCCGCCAACCACUCAAGGCCCAUCUGGGCAGCAUGGAGAAACCAAAAGGGGUAGCUUUCCUUUAUAAGAGGGUGCCCUCUUUUUAGGAGGCGGAGGCUGUACAGUUCGACUGCAGUGGGAUUUCUAGGGUACACCCUAGUGGCUCUGUGAGAGGAUGGAUUUGUAUUUCCUGUACCACUUUAGAAACCAGGUGAAAUUCCAUGCAGGCAUUCCCUGGGUUUUUGUUUGUUUUGUUUCUGGCACUGUGGCAAAGCCAUAGAAGGCUCAUCUAGUGUUAAUACCUCAUGGCAGGAGGAUAUGAUGUACCUAAGCAUCCCUGACAUGUGUCUGUCUUGUCUUGUGGCAGUAUGGUUGCAGGAACUGAUCGAAGAUCCAGCAGCCCCUCCAGACAGCUUAUUCUGCUGCUGAAUUGUUUUUAACUGCUUAAGGAAACUAUAGUUUUCCUGGUGUUUAGUCAAAAAGUCCACCUUGUAGUAGUUGAAAUCCCUUGUAUCUUACUCUGCCCCUCUUUGUGGAUUGUCUCCUUUCUCAUGAUAUCCUUUCCAAAUAGCUUUAAACUGUUGGAUUUUAAUUGUUGUACUAGUACCGUAUUCUCAUUUCUCCAGUCAGUGGAUAAACAUUGAAUUAGGAAAUUGUUGUGCUGGCCACAGCCAAGAAUAAGAUAUUGUUUAGUAGAAACUGGGAGGGUUGGAAGGAGAGGUAGACAAUGUGUGGUCCUCUAGAUGCUAUUAAACUGGAACUCCCAUCAGCCUUACUCAGCAUUGCCAGUGGUGAGAGAUGAUGGGUAGUACAUCUGAACAUCUGGAGAGUGCCAAGUUGCCUAUUUCUGCUUUAAAGCAACAGGAUGAGGAGGAUGGAUUAUAGUGGAAGACUGCUGCAGAGAAGGCAACUUUGUUGAUUUUCCUGAGGCAGUCCUUCCCUCUUCUCUUUGCUCAUUUAAAACACAAUUUGAAUGCUUACACAUAAUGGGACACAAUUACUCUGCCCAAAAAAGUCUUUUAGGAAGAAUCACAAAACAAGGAAGGGAGUAGAGCAGUUUGCCUAUGAUUGUUGCUUCAUAGAUACAAGCCAGCAUGUCUGUGCCACACUUUGCCCCCACCCCAAUACUGGUGUGAUGGUCAAGUGGAAUUGCAAAAGUGCCAUUUUGAAAGCUGAGGAAGUUAAAAAACAUUAAGCAAAUCUUAAUGUUUUUAUUCAUAAAGAGUGGUGGGGUAACUGUGGCCCUACAUUUGUUGAAAGACUAUAUUGCCCAUCAGCCUCAUCCACCACACCCAGUGGCCAAGCAUGGUGGGAGUGGUUGUCCAAAACAACUAGAGGGAUACAAAUUGCUAGCCAGUGCAUGUCUCUAGAGUAUUGUUUGUGCCACACUUUCUGAAAUAAUAUAUAUUGAGAGCAGGAGGCCUGUAGUAAUACACUAGAUGAGUGGCAGUAGCUGGAUGUUAAUCCGGGUCUUUUUGUAACUGUUUUUCUGUCCAUUGAACUAGUUGCCAUUAAUAUUUCCAAGCCUCACCUUUAAUGCAACUUGUAACAUACAGCCCUUUGCUUUGUCCAUUUUCCUCUUAAUUUUUCUUCUAGUUAUUGCUAAAGAACCCAAAGAUGGCUGUUUUAGAUUUCUGGUAAUGCUGCAAUGGAGACAGGUUGCAAUUUUGCAGGAAAAUCUAAGUCAGCAUUAUUCAGUCUUGUUUGUGUUUUUUAACUCACUUUCACAAGGUUUGGCCAUAAUGGGUGCAGAUGAUAAUGAUAGUUUAACACAUCUAGGGGUGGUAUCUGCAUUGUAGAAAAUAAUUUAGUUUGACACCACAUUAACUUCCAUGGCUCCAUCCUACACAAGCCUGGGAUUUGUCAUUUUGUGAGGCACUAGCACACUUGGCUGGCAAGGUUAAACUUUUUGCAAAACUAUAGAUCUCAGGAUUCCAUAGAAUGGAGUUCCAGCACUUAAAGUAGUGCCAUCUACAUUAUCUCUACAGUAUAGUUGCACACUGGAUUGGAGAAGGCUGCCUUGGGACAUAGAGUGAGGUCAUUGACUCAGCAGGUGGAAAUCAAUAUCUUGACCAUGGCUGGCUGCCUAAAAAUUGUUUGGAACUAAAAACUGCAGAUAACUGAUACUGUAUGAUGGGUUUUGCCAGUGUUUCUUGGCAGACCUUCUGCAUCUUUUAACCACCUACCUGAAAUUCAGCAUGUGGAUGGGAGAACAAAAGCUUUACAUUCCUAACUUUGCAUUCAUGGAAUUAUUUAAAAAUAUAGGCCACACUUAGUGUUCCCUGCAACAUACCAUGUUCUGUGUUAUGAUUUAAAGAAAAACAUAUCAUAUAGGCUCUGGAUUUAAGACAAACCUCUUUUUGAAAUUUUUUCUAAUGUAGCUUCAGUAAUUACCUGUGAGUGGGCCAUAGAGCUAAAAAAAAUGGAACUUUGCAACAUUACGACUUGCAUAGGAAAGAUUACAGUUGUCCUUCGAAUCCACAAAUUCAAUCAUUUGUGGAUUGUCACAUCCUAGAUAAGUACAUGGCAGUGACAUGAAUACGCUGAAGUAUGUGGGUUCAUGACACUGCCAUUUAAUAUGGGUCCUGUUAGCCUCAUUUUUUGCAUUCACAGGGGUCCCAUUGUGCAAAGCAUGACACAGUGCUAUGACUAGGCUACAUAGUCUGCCCCUCUUUAACAGGUCACAGCAUGUUAUGCAGGAGGAAUUUGUCAUCCAACUAUAUUGCAUUCAAUAUAGUUCCUGGUAUACCAGUUGUUGCUGAUGGGGGAUAAUGGGAAUUGUUCAACAAGGGAGCAAUUGGGGGGAAGGGUGUAACAAAGGCAUUUGUUAGCCUGUUUCUACCCUAGGAGAGAACACUGUGUGGUCCUCUACAUGUCCUGUCCUCUGCUAUGCUGGUGAAGGCCGAUGGGAGCUAUAGUUAGCAACAUCCAGACGGCUACACUGUUCCUACCCCUGCUCUAACCCCCACCUUUUUGGUAAAGUGUUUCCUAAGAACAUGACACAAAUUACUGGCAGAAGCCCAUAUCACAGACAGACCCAGAAGACAAAAAACUGCAGCUAGGUUAAGAGCCUCUUGGAAUAAAAGGCAACACAGUGUUUACAAGCUGAGUCAUAAACCCCCUGAUGGUGUGGAGUGACUGAUAAUGCAAGGCCCCGCUGGUGGGUGUACAAUUUACGAAGUUUUAUGUAGCAGCAAAGUAAAGAAACAAAUUACCAUGGGUCUUUUGAGCUGGUGAAUUUUGGUGCUUCAAGCCCUGACAGAGCAAGCUGCUCGUUCACGCUCCAUAUUACCAGGCAUUUAAGGGUUUAUGAACGUGAAAACAAGCUGGCAGGCAGAAGACAGCAAGCUUUGCACAAAUGUGGAAAGAACAACAUUAAGUCAAGGUUUAGGUGUUUUGGGUUUUUCUGGUCUGGGAUCCCAUCUGUGGUGUAAGUUCUAUUAAUGAAUGGGGAUAAAACAAAUGUUCAGCCAGAUCUUGUUUUCGUAACAGUAAAGGUGUUUUUUUUUUUUUUUUUUUGCUAAAGUGAAAAUGAGACUUAACUUAUGUAAGAUUUCAGCCUAAACGCAGGGAUAGGAAUCUGCUGCCAUGCAGAUGUUGUUGGACUGUAACCCCUAACAGCCCUCACCAGUGGAGAAGAGCACUGAGAGCUGCAGUGCUGCAACAUCUGGACACCCAAACAUUGUUUACCCUGGCCUUAAUACAGUGAUUAUGGCUCUCCUUCUCUGGCCGCUUUUUUGUUUCUACAGCAGAGGUCCCGUCUCCCACACGUCCCUGUUCCCUCAAGCACUGUGUUUAACAUUUAGUUGGUAUGAAACAGGGAAUAUGUUGCCGUCCCCAAACUGUUUUGGGACUACAUUGAGCGCUUGAUGGGAAGAUGAUACUGCAUUAAUUAGUCUUCAUAGGCUGCUGCUCUGCCUGCAGCUUCAGUUCUGAUAUACUAUAGAUAAAUUGCAGAGCCUGGAAAAGUGAUUUUGUUGGACUACAAGUAUAGAUUUGCUGGGCAUUGUAGUCAAAAAAGGAACUUUUCUUUAGCACUGGUAAGGUGAAGAGAUGGGUGGUAUUGCACAGUGAAUCAGGCAUUUUUUUCAAAGUUUGCUAAAUAUGGCUUGCCAAAAAUGUUUGUGUAACCCUUGAGUCUGCAUCCAAUAUUGGGAAACCAGACUACCAUAUGUUUAACUGGAUCUGUUCACAGUCUUGCUCCUUGCCUCUCCUCUCUGUAUACCUUUCCUCUGUUUGUCACUUUGUCCAAAUUCUGAUAGCAGCUUCUUGGGGGGCGUGGAACUGUAUUUUUUCUUACCAAACUCUGUAAGAGGUUCUUGUAUAUGGAAAGUGCGGUAUAAAUAAUAAUUAAAAUGUAUGCAAGCUUC